AAUCUCCAGUACACUGCAUGCUGGGAGGGCAGGCAGCACGUCACGGCCAAUCGCUGUUCUGGCUCGCACUUCACAAUAAACAGUCAUUGUUUUGCCACACUUUUUUCUACGGCUGAGGAUUAUCGUAAGAUUCGCACACAUUCGUGUUCUGCAAAUUUCCUGUUCGUCUUAUGCUCAGAUGUUGGCAUGAUCAUUCUUUGCUGAUAUUUUCACAAGCCGACUUGAAGUUGAAUUUAAAACCUUAAGAAGUGUGACAUUGGAAAGAAAAGAGGCCUUGAACAUUUGUAUCAUUGCCUUCCGUUUGUUUGACUUGAUAAGAGUAGAGUGAUUUCAGUUCUUUACUUGAAAGAUUCAUCAUAUAAAGAUUUUGACGAGGUUUAUGAAGUUAUAUGUAACUUUAAGACAAAAGGUUGAUCCAUGAUUUUGUAAGAUGUUCUAGAGAAUGAGAAGGAAAAAAGAAUUCUAGCUACCAGGAAAGUGAUAUAACGCUAAAUCAACUUUUAUCUCAUUACAAGGUACUUUCUCCUAUAUAUUUGAUUCCCUAACCAGAUUUCCUGGCUUUGAAAUUUACAGAAACAGUUCCAGCCGUCAUUCCAAACACGACAGAAUAUAUCUACCACUAAAAGAGAAAAAGGGAAAGUGAGAAGAGAAAAAGAUAAUUCUUUCCGAUGAAGUAGUGAUGCGGUGGUCGGAUGCAUGCGGGAGCUAGGGGAGGUCUCGUUCGCAGGAUGCGCAAGCGUAGGGUGGUCGUCUUCUCCGUCGCUUGCUGCCUCCCCGCCCUCUUCCUACUCUACUUGGCCUCUUCCGACGAAGAUAUGGGAGCGGACAACUUCUUGGGCUUUACUCGGCGCGAAGCCAAACUGGCAGAACGAGUCCGAGAAGUGGAAGAACAAAACCAACUGCUACGAAGGCAGCUCAGCAUCUCACAGAAUCAUUUGCUGAGCGUGAUGUCGGAGAACCAAAAUGACUCCCAGACGUUCGGGACGAAGGAGGAGGAGAGCAGCCAAAAGACGGUGCUGUGCGCGAACCAAGAGCCCGAAGUGCCCAAGUGCGAAGUGAUCCACAUCGCCAUCGUGUGCGCCGGAUACAACUCCAGCCGAUCCGUCGUCACCCUCAUCAAAAGCAUCCUUUUCUACCGCAAGAACCCCCUGCACUUUCAUUUCAUUGCUGACUCGGUGGCGCAGCUCAUCCUUCAGACCUUGGUUUCCACCUGGAACGUACCUGGGGUUGACGUAAGUUUUUAUUUGGCUGACAAUCUUCAGGCCGAAGUCUCGUGGAUUCCUAACAAGCAUUAUUCAGGAGUGUAUGGCCUUAUGAAACUGGUCCUUCCCAGAGCAUUACCCGAAACACUAGAAAAAGUUAUUGUUUUAGAUACAGAUGUUACGUUUGCUACUGAUAUUGCUGAAUUAUGGCGAAUUUUUAGGAAGUUGUCAGCAAAACAAGCUAUUGGACUUGUUGAAAACCAAAGCGAUUGGUACUUAGGAAAACUUUGGAAAAAUCACAGACCUUGGCCAGCUUUGGGUCGAGGUUUUAAUACUGGUGUUAUACUCCUUCAUUUAAAGAAAUUGAGAGAUAUUUCGUGGAUGCAGAUGUGGAGGUUAAUUGCUGAAAAAGAAUUACUCAGUAUGUUAUCCACAUCAUUAGCAGAUCAGGACAUUUUCAAUGCAGUUUUAAAACAGCAUCCCUACCUCAUAUAUAAACUUCCAUGUCAGUGGAAUGUGCAGCUAAGUGAUAAUACUUUAAGUGAAAUUUGUUACACAGAAGUCCAAGAUUUAAAGGUUAUUCACUGGAAUUCUCCAAAAAAGUUGAAAGUUAAAAAUAAACAUGUGGAAUUUUUUAGAAAUUUAUAUUUGACCUUUUUAGAAUAUGAUGGAAAUUUAUUAAGAAGAGAGUUAAUAGGUUGCAAUAAUAGUAAAGUGACACAUGUCCAAGAAGCAUUGAACGCUAUUGAUGAAGAUGAUUCCUGCUAUGAAUUUAGAAGAGCUCGAGUUGUUAAACAUCGUACUCAUUUAUAUUAUAUUGAAUAUGAUUAUGAGCCUUCACCUGAAGGAAAUGAUGUUACUCUUGUUGCACAACUGUCAAUGGACAGACUCCAAAUGGUUGAGGCACUUUGUAAACAUUGGGAAGGUCCCAUUAGUUUAGCUUUGUAUAUGUCUGAUUCAGAAGUUCAGCAGUUUCUCAGCUAUACUCUUAGUUCAGAAAUUCUGAGCAGCAGAAAGAAUCUUGGUUAUCAUAUUGUGUAUAGAGAUGGGCCAUUUUAUCCAGUGAAUUUGUUACGAAAUGUUGCACUGCAGCAAGUGACAACGCCCUUUGUGUUCCUCACAGAUAUAGACUUCCUACCCAUGUAUGGGCUCUAUGAGUACCUUAAGAAGUCAGUUGCUUCCAUGGGCUUGGAAUCGUCAACUAAGGCUCUCAUAGUCCCAGCUUUUGAAACACAAAGGUAUCGUCUGACAUUCCCAAAAUCAAAAGCUGAACUUCUUUCCAUGCUGGACAUGGGAACACUUUUUACAUUUAGGUAUCAUGUGUGGACCAGAGGCCAUGCACCCACCAACUAUGCCAAGUGGAGGACAGCCACAACGCCAUAUCGAGUUCAGUGGGAGCUGGAUUUUGAGCCAUACAUUGUAGUCCGUAGAGAUGUUCCUGAAUACGAUCGGCGAUUUGUGGGAUUUGGCUGGAACAAAGUCUCGCAUAUCAUGGAAUUGUAUGCCCAAGGUUACGAGUUUGUAGUGCUUCCAAAUGCAUUCAUUGUGCACAUGCCUCAUGCACCAAGUUUUGAUAUUGCAAAAUUCAGAUCAAGUUCUCAAUACAGAAAGUGUUUAAAAGUGUUGAAAACAGAGUUUGUUAGAGAUAUAUCUCGUCGUUAUGGUAAACAGUUUUCUGCUGAAAAGAAGAAACUUUCCAGAUAACAUUUAUUAUUAAAUUUUUAGGAGAUUAUGUACUGCACAAAAAAAGAACCCAUUUAAAUCUGGCAUCAUAAAUUAUUGACAGUGUGAUCUGAUAUGAGAAUGAAAUCCUUUAUAGCACAAAGUGAAAAAUCAUUGGAAAGGAGAGCAUAUAUUUGUUGUUUUUGUCAACAUAAAACACAAAUUGAGUGUUUGUGCUGUAAAUUCAUUUUCAGAUUUCAUAUGACUAUUUAUAAUAAAUGUAUAAAAAUUCUUUAGGUAGGACUUAUUUCUCACAAAUGGUGAAAAGUUCUUGAAUAUACACUGUCACAGAAAGCUGCAAGAUGUAUAAUUAAACAGAAUGAAAAUGUUUUAACUUAUUUGAUAAACUUACCAUAUUAGGGCAUAAAAAUCAAAUACCGCAAAAUUUCUUUCCUACAUGUACAACAAAAAGUAAUUAUUUCGACGAAAAGCAAGAACUUUCUAAACUUGUGAGAACUUAUAAUUAAAAGAUUCUUUUGUUGCAGCUAUUUAAUUUAGAUAUAAGCUUGUAUAAUUUUCUUGCUUUAGAACAAAUUUUUAAACAUUUGUUUGCUCUUUUUCAAAUUGUUUCUCAGUGUGCCUAAAAUGAGAGAACAAACGCACAAACCUCCACUCAAAUAUACAAAUGAAAAAUUUAGUGUUUGAUGUUCGCAGUGUUUUGAGAAAUUUUAGAAUUUUGAAAAGAAUUCAUAUACUUUUUAUUAUAAAACAGUCUGCUCUCUUUUUCAUAUGAUACAUGGCCACUGUUUUGCACAUCAGCCAUUAUCUGGGAUUAAUCAAGGACAAUGCAAUAAAGUCCAAGUUUGCUGUUGUUGGAUAUUGUUGUGAGUAACCUGAGAAAUAAUUUUCUAGAUGCUUCAGAGUAGCUAUCUUAAAAUGUAUUUGAGUUCCAUAUUUUCUAUUUAUUUUUAACCACAAAUAUAUUUUCCUCAAGUUGAGGAAUAAAUUUCUUAAAUAAAAUAAUAGUUUUCAAAACGAAAACUAUUAAAUUUGA
Messenger RNA from Argiope bruennichi, 3918 nucleotides. RefSeq names its product xylosyl- and glucuronyltransferase LARGE1-like. The record is from RefSeq and is a predicted model, not a curated record. Gene Ontology annotation, molecular function: glucuronosyltransferase activity; xylosyltransferase activity. Gene Ontology annotation, biological process: protein O-linked glycosylation via mannose. NCBI's taxonomy places the organism in Eukaryota, Metazoa, Arthropoda, Arachnida, Araneae, Araneidae. The coding region runs from base 693 to 2906 and encodes 737 amino acids. The transcript is spliced from 25 exons.